UUCUCUCCAGAGCUCUUCUUAUCAUUCGUAUACGAGGUUUGUGUAGUUGGUGAGACACGAAACGCGUUGCUAACUUCAAUUGUGUGAUGUCUUGUGAAAGAUAAUCUGCUGGAUAAUUCUUAAUCACGAAAUGUCAAAAGUUUCAAAGAAAUAAAGGCAAAAAAUAAAAAUAAAGUAAUCGCGCGGACAAGUUUUUUUUUUUAAAAUGAUGACCGCAGCAAGUGUAAUGGACAACUCUGCUUGUUAUAUAGCAGGAGGGCCAUCAGUAGUUCUCAAUAACAGUGCACCAUCGACACUACCCGCUCCUGUCGCUCCCAGUGGUCAGUUUCCCUAUGACCCACCAGAUACGAAAGAGGGGAUCGAGGAGUUGUGUCCAGUUUGCGGAGACAAGGUUUCUGGUUAUCAUUACGGCAUACUGACCUGCGAGUCUUGCAAAGGAUUUUUCAAGAGGACUGUCCAGAACAAGAAAGUGUACACGUGCGUUGCGGACAGAAAUUGUCUUAUUGACAAAACCCAAAGGAAACGGUGCCCAUAUUGUAGAUUUCAAAAAUGCUUAGAUGUUGGGAUGAAGCUAGAAGCUGUGAGACCAGAUCGAAUGAGAGGAGGUAGAAACAAAUUCGGGCCUAUGUACAAACGUGACAGGGCAAGGAAGUUACAGCUAUUACGUCAGAAGCAGGUUGUUCAUACACAGUGUUUAUCGUCCCCGCAAGAAAUGGGAUCUUCCAAUCCUUUUCUACCUCCAGUGGUAUCAGUGACAACAGGCGCUCCCCCAAUGUAUUCUCCAGAUCUAACUCAGGUGAAACAAGAACUGAUUCAAAUCCCCCAUCUCAGUUCUUCUACCAGUUCCCCCGAUUCAUCUUCAUCUCUACCAACUACUACCCAGCAUCAUACAUCUCAGCACUCACAACUAGCCAAUCAACAGCAGCAUCCUUCCGUUUCUCAUCUCAGGGACCUCAGCAAGACAACGUGGAUGACCACACCCCAUCCGACCACGUCUCCCCCUAAUCCCAUUAUUCAUCAUCCUACGUAUUCACCCAAACCUUACCAGUGCGAUCCCGGCCCUUCAACAGCAGGCCCAGUUCCCCUGGUGACAGGAGGAAGCAACAUACCUGAUCUUAUCAGAGAAUUUCAAACGUCAUUUGUAGAUGAUAAAGACUGGCAGGGACAUUUAUUUAACCUUCUUCAAAGUCAGACGUAUAACCAAUGUGAAGUUGACCUCUUCGAACUGAUGUGCAAAGUAAUCGAUCAAUCUUUGUUUGCUCAAGUCGACUGGGCCAGGAAUACCAUCUUUUUUAGGGACCUGAAGGUAGAUGAUCAAAUGAAACUUCUUCAGAACUCGUGGAGUGAUCUUCUUUUGCUGGACCACUUGUACCACCGGAUUCAUAAUUUUCUUCAAGAAGAAACAAUUUUGCCAAAUGGCCAGAAAUUCGACGUUUUGGAAAUGGCCCUCUUAGGUCUCAGGUCCUUAGCAGAUCAAUUCCAUCGUGUAAAUGCGAGACUUCAAGGCCUUAAGUUUGAUCGUGUGGACUACAUAUGUUUGAAAAUCCUAAUUCUACUGAAUCCAGAAGUACCACUGGUUACUAAUGUUAAAUUGAUACAAGAAGCCCGUGAACGGACCAGACAGGCAUUACACGAGUAUUGUGCUUCCUUUUAUCCCGAAUAUCCGGACAAAUAUGGCGAUCUUCUUCAAACAUUGUCCGAGUUGAGACACAUUAGUACUCAAGGGGAAGACUUUAUCUACUUCAAGAUUGUUGGUGAUAACACAGCAACACAGACUCUUCUUACGGAGAUGUUACACGCAAAAAAAAAAUAACACUUGUUGAAAAUUUAGGGUGCUAUAAUUGGGGACUUCAAUUCUUAAAAAUAGAAAAAAGUCAAGUUAUAAACAGUUAUGUUCCUUGAGUGUUUAAAUCAUUAUAAGAAUUAAUGUUUUUUUUUAUGAAAUCAUGCAUGAUAAAAGAACAGUAUUUGUUAAAAAAAAAAUGAAUGACAUCACUAAGGGCACUUAAAAUAUGGUGCAAAAUCACAAGUGUCAAAAGAAGGUAUGUGGAAAACGUAGUCACCAUGGAAAUCACCUGAAAUAUUAUGUUUUGUUUUUUUUUCUAAUGAACAUUUUUCUAUAUUUUACUUUGCAUCAUUCAUCAUAUCAAAGAAAACAAUAUUCAUUGUCAUUUCAUUCUAUAAGUAUGACUGGAUAAUCUAUUUUUCUAUUACAGUUGUAAAUGUGUGAAAAACAAAAGCACUGCCAUCAUCUCAUUUCUUGUGCAUGACAAUUAGCCAAUUAUUGGUUUGAAUUAUCAUUUGAAUGAAGCCUUCUGCCUACUGGAAGCACAAGUGAAAAAAAAACAGUUUCCCAAUCUCUUCCUCAACAAAAGAAAUCCAGCAAAAACGUUUCGUUACCACCUAACUCAGGGACAAGCACAAAAUAAAACAUUUCAACUGCCAAUAAUAUACUUGCCUGAAAACCAGAAUGGUCAGCAUAGAAAAUCCCAGCUUUGGACAGAGUAUAUAAGAAAAGGACUCAGUCCAUUAAAAAAAAAAAACAUUUCCAAAAACAGCACAUUUAUUCGAUGCUUCAAACAAAAAUGGACUGAAUGAUACACAUUUCUGCCUUUUUCUUGACAAGAUGUUGUUGUUGCUGAUCUUGUUGUUAAAUGAAUAGUGCACAUAUAUAUAUAUGUAUGUAUUAUGUGUGUGUAUGUAUACAUUCCUUUUUGCCAUAGCACUGAUAUUAUUUUUAAAUAUUCUUAAACUACUGGUGUUGGUUUUAAAUAUGGUGGUAUACAAAACUUUAUUAUUAAAUGUAAGAGCUGAUAUUUAUACACUCCAGAAUGUACUACUGGCAAAAAGUGAAAUUAACUGGAUGUUUGUUGUAAGUGUUUUUGUUAUAUAUUAAUGAGGUAUGUACACAAUAUUCAAGUAAGUCAAACUAAACAUGCGGUGUUUCUUAAAACAUAUAUAUAUAUAUAUAUGUUUGUUUCACAAGUAAAACAUCAAACGUAAUUUAUUAAAAAAUGCUAGAUACCACGACAAUUCAAAGCUAAAAACAGACAUGUUUGUUGCAUUGCUGAAAUAUUUUGCAAAUCGAUUGAAACUCUUGCGUAAGAACAAUGGUGGCCCAAUCAAGCGAUAUUUGUACUUGGAAUUACUUUUUGAUUGAAUUAAAAUCUUAUUUUACUUUAUGCUCACCGGGGGAAAAAAAAUGUGAUUUAUUUUGCAACACCCCUUAGUUAGAGCCAACUACAACAUAAUAUUGUUACUUCUCUGUUCGGUAGUUAAUUUUCCGUAAAUUCGUUCCGACGAAACUUUAGCGACACGAGUCCUUUCUUAAAUAAAACUGGUUUAUUCUUUCCGAAUACAAC
Limulus polyphemus (Atlantic horseshoe crab) is the source of this 3362-nucleotide messenger RNA. Its product is annotated as nuclear hormone receptor FTZ-F1-like. Gene Ontology annotation, biological process: hormone-mediated signaling pathway; tissue development; regulation of transcription by RNA polymerase II. The record is from RefSeq and is a predicted model, not a curated record. Lineage: Eukaryota; Metazoa; Arthropoda; Merostomata; Xiphosura; Limulidae. Gene Ontology annotation, cellular component: RNA polymerase II transcription regulator complex. The transcript has 5 exons. Gene Ontology annotation, molecular function: nuclear receptor activity; RNA polymerase II cis-regulatory region sequence-specific DNA binding; zinc ion binding. Bases 206 to 1813 code for a protein of 535 amino acids.